AUGGUGCAUGCGCGGGCUCAGAGUGAGGAUUUUAUUAAUGAGGUGAUUAUUCUUUCCCAAAUCAAGCAUAGAAAUGUGGUCAGGCUCUUAGGUUGUUGUUUAGAGACACGUGCACCGUUACUGGUUUACGAGUUCAUUGCCGAGGGCACUCUUUCUGAGCACAUCCAUAACAAAAGCACCCUAAUUAACAUCAUCACUUUCAUGGGAGCUGAGAUUGAAUAUAGCGGUAGAAACAGCAGCGGAGCACUGGCAUAUUUACACGACCAUCUGAUCUCGUGCAAAUUAUCCACUGCUCUCGUGCAAAUUAUCCACCGAGAUGUGAAAGCAACAAAUAUACUACUAGAUGAAAAUUACACUGCAAAAAUGUCUGACUUUGGGGCUUCAAGAUUGAUUCCUCUAGAUCAAACUCAGCUAACAACGUUAGUGCAAGGAACACUCGGAUACUUAGACCCCGAAUACUUCCUCAUGAAUCAAUUAACAGAAAAGAGUGAUGCCCGAAGAAGAGAGAAACUUAGCAAGCUUCUUGUUUGUUCAAUGGAGGAAGAUCGCUUGAAGGAAAUUCUUGAUGAUGACAUCGUUAACGAGAGUGACAUUGAGACGCUAAGAAACUUGGCAGAACUCGCAAGAAGAUGUGUAAGGUUGAAAGGGGAGGAGAGGCCUAGCAUGAAAGAAGUGGCAAUGGAGCUCGAGGGAAUGAGAGUUACAGCAAACCAUCCAUGGGGAAAAGCUCAAGUUUCAAGUCCAGAAGAGACUGAGUACUUGCUUGGGUCAGCUAUGAAUUCAGAGGCUUAUUUUGUGGAUAUCCAAUUGGCCAUGCCUGAUGAUGAUGGGCGAUAA
Messenger RNA from Prunus armeniaca (apricot), 837 nucleotides. The record is from the annotation of a GenBank genome assembly. Lineage: Eukaryota; Viridiplantae; Streptophyta; Magnoliopsida; Rosales; Rosaceae.